AUGAAGAUUGAAGACGACAUACAGUCGCCAAAAGUCUGGACAGAUGUUAGGAGAAGACCAUUAGAGUUUGAGGUAAAUGAUAAGGUGUAUCUUAAGGGUUCACCCAUGAAAGGAGUUAUCGGGUUUGGUACGAAGGGGAAACUUAGUCCCUUGUAUAUUGGACCUUGUAGAAUAUCCAAGACAGUGGGCAAUGUGGCUUAUGAGUUGAAGAUACUCCAAGCGUUUGCAACGGUUCAUCCGGUAUUCCAUAUUUGUAUGUUCAAAAAGUGCUUGGUUGAUCCUUCAUUAAUUGUACCAACUGCGAAUGUUGGGAUACAGGAUAACUUUUCCUACGAAGAUAUUUUGGUUUCGAUUUCGGAUUCUGAAGUUUGCAAGCUUACGAAAAAGGAAAUUACAUUAGUCAAGGUCCUUUUGAGGAUCAAAUUGUUAUAA
Messenger RNA from Solanum pennellii, 432 nucleotides. RefSeq lists its product as uncharacterized. Lineage: Eukaryota; Viridiplantae; Streptophyta; Magnoliopsida; Solanales; Solanaceae. The record is from RefSeq and is a predicted model, not a curated record. Bases 1 to 432 code for a protein of 143 amino acids. The transcript has a single exon.